AUGUUCAAGCUCAAGCACCGUCGACUCGCUCUGCUUGCGACUCGCCCAACCACGUCAUGGUUCGUCGUAGCGCCUGGUGCAGCCCACGAGCCCGGCCUUCUUGCGUACCAUCCCGUCGCCGUGCGCCAUCGUGGUCUCCAAUCGGCGCUCCCACCCACGCGACGGCCGUCCCUCGAACCUCACCGUCGGCGAGUCGUCGAGCUCUGCCUGAGGCCAUGUGCCAUGUCUUGGAAUGCCCUUGCGCAUCGUCAACACCGAGUUCCCAAGCUUCCUUCAAGACCUCGCACAUCGUACUGCGUUGGACUAGCACUUCGCACUGCUGCGGUGGUCCGCGCUCUACCACAGUUGCAGAUCUCUGCCUGCUCAUCGGGGCCGCUCUGUACGCUCCCAUCAUCCUCGAUCAAGGCCGCGAACUACACCUUCAACGUCGUCCUGGCUCGUGUCAACAUCCAGCUCUGCUUCGAGUUCCAUUCGCACAUGAGCGCCGUCCUUCGCGAUCUCUCAACGCUCGGUCGCGGCCGUGUCCCGCGCCUUGCAACCGUCCUGGCCGGUCCCGCUGCGGACUGCUCCACACGCACUUGA
This is a messenger RNA of Peniophora sp. CBMAI 1063, 582 nucleotides long. NCBI's taxonomy places the organism in Eukaryota, Fungi, Basidiomycota, Agaricomycetes, Russulales, Peniophoraceae. The record is from the annotation of a GenBank genome assembly.